This is a messenger RNA of Alexandromys fortis (reed vole), 2850 nucleotides long. RefSeq names its product CD36 molecule (CD36 blood group) (gene Cd36). Gene Ontology annotation, biological process: lipid storage; receptor-mediated endocytosis; amyloid-beta clearance by cellular catabolic process. Lineage: Eukaryota; Metazoa; Chordata; Mammalia; Rodentia; Cricetidae. The record is from RefSeq and is a predicted model, not a curated record. The transcript has 16 exons. The coding region runs from base 470 to 1888 and encodes 472 amino acids. Gene Ontology annotation, cellular component: cytoplasm; cell surface; caveola. Gene Ontology annotation, molecular function: low-density lipoprotein particle receptor activity; low-density lipoprotein particle binding; scavenger receptor activity.
UUGAUACUUGGAGGUGGGGCUACAUGCAAGCAGCAGUAAUUUGACCAGGCACUUAGGGCAAACAGGACUGGAGUUAUUCGUGUAACACUGUAACCUGCUACUGCAUUUUGACAGCUCUUCUUGUGGCCUUGGACUUUACCUUGGACUUCUAACUGAAAGAAGAACAUAUCCGUCCUUGCUUCUGGUGACCGACAAUAAUAAGCAGAGGUCACAGUGCUCUCUCUGCUGCCGACUUUCCUGGCAUGGUGCACGCCAACAGGUCAUCUCUGUGAACUAUUUGAGAGGUAGCUUCCAAAUGCUUUGAAGUUUGAUUCUCUCUGAGCCCCACCAGCCUAUUUCUUGCAAAUAGCCACUGCCGUUUGUUCAUGAAUAAGUGGCAGAAUCAGGACACGCAGAAAACACAGUAAUCAUACCUGGCCGUUGCUGAGAACCCAGUGCUCCACCGCGAUUCUUCACCUGCACGAGGAAAAUGGGCUGCAAUCGGAACUGUGGGCUCAUCACCGGAGCUGUCAUUGGAGCAGUCCUGGCUGUGUUUGGGGGCGUUCUCAUGCCAGUAGGAGACAUGCUUAUUGAGAAGACCAUCAAAAAGGAAGUUGUCCUUGAAGAAGGAACAAUUGCUUACAAAAACUGGGUUAAAACAGGCACCACUGUGUACAGACAGUUUUGGAUCUUUGAUGUGCAAAAUCCAGAUGAUGUGGCAACGAACAGUGACAAAAUCAAAGUGAAACAGAGAGGUCCUUACACAUACAGAGUUCGUUACCUAGCCAAGGAGAAUAUAACUCAGAACAGUGAGGACAACACUGUCUCUUUUGUACAGCCCAACGGAGCAGUCUUUGAGCCUUCGCUGUCUGUCGGAACAGAGAAUGACACCUUCACAGUUCUAAAUCUGGCUGUGGCAGCUGCGCCACAUAUCUAUACAAACUCGUUUGUUCAAGUUGUGCUCAAUUCACUUAUCAAAAAGUCCAAGUCUUCCAUGUUCCAAAAUAGAACCUUGAAAGAACUGCUGUGGGGUUACAAGGAUCCAUUUCUGAGUUUGGUUCCAUAUCCUAUUUCUACCACAGUUGGUGUGUUUUAUCCUUACAAUGAUACUGUAGAUGGAGUUUACAAAGUUUUCAAUGGAAAGGAUAACAUAAGCAAAGUUGCCAUAAUUGAUUCUUACAAGGGAAAAAGGAAUUUGUCCUAUUGGCCAAGUUAUUGCGACAUGAUUAAUGGCACAGACGCAGCGUCUUUCCCACCUUUUGUUGAGAAGUCUCGGGUGCUGCGGUUUUUCUCCUCUGACAUUUGCAGGUCCAUCUACGCCGUGUUUGGGUCUGACGUUGACCUUAAAGGAAUCCCCGUGUACAGAUUUGUUCUUCCAGCCAAGGCCUUUGCAUCGCCGCUCCAGAAUCCAGACAAUCACUGUUUCUGCACUGAAACUGUCAUCUCAAACAACUGUACAUCAUAUGGUGUGCUAGACAUUAGCAAAUGUAAAGAAGGAAAACCUGUGUACAUAUCCCUUCCACAUUUCCUGCAUGCAAGCCCUGAUAUUUCAGAACCUAUCGAAGGAUUAAGUCCAAAUGAAGAAGAGCAUAGGACAUACUUGGAUGUGGAACCUAUAACUGGAUUCACUCUACAGUUUGCAAAACGACUGCAGGUCAACAUACUGGUCAAGCCAGCCAGAAAAAUCGAAGCAUUGAAGAAUCUGAAGAGACAUUAUAUUGUACCUAUACUUUGGCUUAAUGAGACUGGAACUAUUGGCGAUGAGAAAGCAGAAAUGUUCAGAAAUCAAGUGACUGGGAAGAUAAAUCUUCUUGGCCUGGUUGAAAAGGCCUUGCUUGCGGUUGGAGCGGUGAUGUUUGUUGCUUUUAUGAUUUCAUACUGUGCUUGCAGAUCCAAGAAUGGAAAAUAAGUAGUAAACAAGCCUACAUUUAUUCACCAGAUACAUAAAGAUCUUUGAUAAAAUCAAUCUACAAAUGAAGACUUAAUAUAUACUUUUUUUUAACAAAACACACCUAUCUUUAGUUUAAGAAAUGGUGAUGUGCUCUCUCUCUCUCUCUCUCUCUCUCUCUCUCUAUAUAUAUAUAUAUAUAUAUAUAUAUAUAAAACCAAAGCAUAUAUCUAAGAGAUUAAUAUGUCACUAUAGUCUAUUUUUUAAUACAAUCCAAUACUUUGUAAAGUCCAUCAUUUGUAACCCUGAGUGGACUUCCGUUUCUGUGAAAACAGUUCUUCCUGUUUGGUUCUGAUUUAUUGCUGUGCUCCCUGACAGCAAAUUUCAAGAGUGUACAUUCUAAGCAAUUUUUCUUUUCCUCGUUGGAGGGAAAACAUUGUCAUGUAGGGGGUGCCACCCUCAUUUACAGCAAAUAUAACUUGGGACUGUUAGCACAUAGAAUCUCAUAAGUAUGAACUAGUUUGAAGGACAUUUAAGAAUGGAAAAUGAGCAAUUGGCGUAUGAGCCAUUGAUUAUAUAUUGUUUAAGUUUAUUCCUCUCUAGAGUUCUUGGCACAACAAGGACUGUGUGAGAUAUCACAGCAAUGUUUUAUUCUCUAACCCUAAGCUUAUAUGUAUUGUCUCUCGUCAUGAAACUGAUAUUUCUAGUGCACUUCAGCUCCUCGUUUUUAAAGUAUGUUGUCAUAUCCCAUGUUGCAUUGCUCUUCAGAAACUGAGUAGGUUUUCCUCUUUCUGCUCGCCUGCAACUAAUGUAACUUCAGAGAGCUGUUAUAGUAUGAAGAGAUGUAAAUGAUAAUAAAAAAUUAUUUUAUGGAAUAUUACAAAAGCUAGAAUAUGCUUUAAAAUGUGUUUGUGGUACUAUCUCCUGAUUUCAUGGUCACCUAGAAAGGACUGGUUUCUAGUAUUAAAAAGCAUUGUUCCUUA